Messenger RNA from Hypoxylon fragiforme, 2458 nucleotides. RefSeq lists its product as uncharacterized. Lineage: Eukaryota; Fungi; Ascomycota; Sordariomycetes; Xylariales; Hypoxylaceae. The record is from RefSeq and is a predicted model, not a curated record. The coding region runs from base 243 to 2249 and encodes 668 amino acids. The transcript has 3 exons.
ACCGCUUCUCCCAAUUCCCCAAUUCUAAUUCUUGCUGCUGGCUGGUCUUCCUGAAUUUCCUGAAUUUCCAUACGACAUAAUUUCAAGCUACUGUACCUACAACUUAUUUACCCUACUUAACAUCACCCCUGUUAAUAACGCGCAAGAAAUUGAUCAUUCAAAUCUACUGAAUACAUAUCCUUUUCUGUGGCGCACUGUUUAUUGAGCCUACCUCAAGAUUCAGACGCGUCUAGUCUACCUGAAUGGGUAGAUCUACUAAGGCGACCAUGGGCCGCGAGGUGAAGGUAAAUAUGGACGCCGACAAGAGCAGGGAGUUGCUACAUGACCUCGAGCUGAAGCAUCAGAUGAAUGCUAGUAACACCGAAAUACUUAUCAAAGAUGAAGACGUUCGCCGCCUACGAGUUAGGAUUCUCCUGUUACGGGACGAAAACACGUCCUUGCGAGAUGAGAUAGCCCACAACAAUGACACAAACACACAACUAGUAGCCAAGUGCGAGGAUUUAGGGGCUGGUUUGGAAGCCAAGAUGGACGUAAUUCGCUCGCAGGAAAAGCAGUUACAAAAACAAGAGCGCGAAUAUUCAAACUUGAAGGCCGAGCUACAAGCCAUGAACAACGCUACCCAAGAUUCCUCUAACCUACUCGCCGAAAAAUUAUCCUUAAGCCGUGAAUUGGCUAUCCUCAAACCUGAGAUCGAACAUUUACGAUCACAGGUAAAUCAUCAACAAGCAACACUAGCGGAGAAAUUAGCUCUAGAACGUCAAGUCACCACUCUAGAGGUCGAGCUUGCCAAUGAGAAGAAGGCAACCAAGCGCGCCAUACAAAAACGUGAAAGCCACGACCGAGCCGAAGAUGACCUCAGAAAGAACCUACGUGAAGUAGAGAAGAAAUUGACGGCGGAGAAGGCGGAGCGCGAGAGACUUGAAGAUCAGCUUGAGCAAGAAAAGCGAACACGCCAAUUUACAUUACAAGACCAGGACAGCACUCGAGAACUAGAAGCCGACCUUCGAAAGAAGCUACAGGAAGCUCAGAAACAGCUCCGGCAAGAGAAAAACGACAGAGAACGGUUGGAAGGGGAGCUUGAGGCCGCCAAGCUUGAGGCGAAGAAGGCACAGAGCAGCCAAUCUAGCAGUGUCGUCGAAGAUGAGCUACGCUCUCAACUCGAAGAUCUAAAGCUGAGUCUAGAAUCUCGGCAGAAGGAGAACGCCAAAAUUCGGCGGGAGGGUCAAGCAGCAAUGGUGGAGGCUGUGGCCCAAAGUGACCAACUGGAAAAGAAGGUGGAAAGGCUCAAAACCAAGCUACGUGAGGCCCAAGAACAGCUCAAGCAAUGCCAAGCAGACCUUCGAAAAGCCCAACAAUCAAUCCCCUUGAGUUCAGACGAAGUUCCCAAAGUAAAUGGCCGAUCCCAGGCUGUCCGCAAGAGAAAAGCUCAAGACAUGGCAACGGAUGAUUUCACGCAAAUCGAGAUACAAACUCCAGGUGCUGAUGAUACUACGAAGGGGCGUCGUGCAUUAAAGAAGCGAGGUCUCGAGCCAACACUUGUGGGCGAGAAAUCCAUGUUCUCUAUUACGCCCUUCCUAAACCGUACCAAGAGUAUCAUGGAGGAUACUCCCAGAACUGAGGAAGGGGCAUCAAAUGACUCUGUUACUGCCCCCUUAGAGAGCGAAGCUGCCGAGCCUACAGCCACAACAGCUGCAGGCACAGCGACUGAGGUAGUUGAGGGUCAUGAGACAGAUUCAUCGGCUCCAGCCGAGGAUGAAAAGCCCAAGCGAGGCUUAAAAUCUCGGGGUCGACCCAAGAAAGUGCUCGGUGAAGCCCCAUCGGCCAAGAAAAAUGCACAGGCUCUUCCAAAGAAGGCACUCAAAACCAAGAGCAGCCUCGACAAGGUCGUGGAGGUAACUAAAAACGACAAUCUAGAGAACAAGCACGAAGCCGCUGUGGGACAACCCGUGGAGAGGACGACAACUGUUAAGUUCAAUUUCAAUCUCCCACAGGAUGAGACCAUAUCCGACUCAAAAGCCGACCAGCCCAAGAAGAAGAAGCGCAAGAUCCUUGGUUCGACCAAAACCUUGUUUGACGAGGAGGAGGGUGAGGCACCGCCAGCUAGGAAACCUGCCAAGGUACAACUAGGUGGUGCGAAGAGGGCGCUGGGGAAGGUAGCAUUAGGACCCAAGAACGCGUUUGCCGGUGCGCCCACCUUUUCACCUCUAAAGAAGGACCGCAAAGGUGUCGGUGCUAGUUUCAUGGCAUGAUGCAGUUUGAUCCAAGCAUAUUCAGGAUGGCGGGAUACUUUCAUCGGCAAAGAGGUUUUGGGACAUGCAUUGCAGGCGUUAUUAUUUCACAGAUUGGUUUCUUUGCAGUGUGACUGGGCGUUCCGAGUCAAGGUUGUAUAAAUAGGUACAUAGUUGCAUUCAUACUAUGAAUAUGAACGCCCCAGCUCAUUAUAGGGCCAUUCUACAUA